Molecule: messenger RNA, 2746 nt
Organism: Papaver somniferum (opium poppy)
Lineage: Eukaryota; Viridiplantae; Streptophyta; Magnoliopsida; Ranunculales; Papaveraceae
Product: beta-xylosidase/alpha-L-arabinofuranosidase 2-like
Exons: 7
Coding region: 290-2602 (770 amino acids)
Biological process (GO): arabinan catabolic process; xylan catabolic process
Cellular component (GO): plant-type cell wall
Molecular function (GO): alpha-L-arabinofuranosidase activity; xylan 1,4-beta-xylosidase activity
Source: RefSeq, a predicted model, not a curated record
UCACGGACUCAAAUGUUUAAGAUAAUUCAAAUCAAAUCAAAUCACUAUUCUUUGGAUAAUCUAGAAUUUUUGUUUUGAUAAUUGAGAAUUUUAGUAGAUUCCUUUUCCUCUGUUUCUAUCCAUCUAUCCAAAAUAAACAACCAUAAAUGCCAUCAUCCUUUCUUAAUCACGGGGUUGCUGUAAACAAAUAACAUGUGUAUGGAGUUUCCAGCCCUAUAAAAACACAGCCAUCCACUAAUACUCUCUCCAUUCCCAUUUUUUAUAACCAAAAAAAAAAAAAAGCCAAUCCAUGGCUUUAAACAGAGUAAAUUGCUCUGUUUUUACAUUUCUUCUGUUACAAUUUUUUAUCAAUGCUCCUUCAUUGGUUGUAUGCCAAUCACCAGUUUUUGCUUGUGAUGUUAGUAAAAACCCUGGUUUGAAGAAUUUCAGUUUCUGUGAUUCUUCAUUGAAGAUUUCAUCAAGAGUUGAUGAUUUGGUAAAGAGAUUAACAUUACAAGAGAAGAUAACAUUCAUAGUGAAUAAAGCUGGUUCAGUGAGUAGACUUGGUAUACCAAGUUAUGAAUGGUGGUCUGAAGCUUUACAUGGUGUUUCAUAUGUUGGUCCUGGUACUCAUUUCUCUAAUGUUGUUCCUGGUGCUACUAGCUUUCCUCAACCUAUUCUUACUGCUGCUUCUUUCAAUGUCUCCCUCUUUUAUGCCAUUGGCCAGGUUGUUUCAAAUGAAGCAAGAGCAAUGUACAAUGUGGGUUUAGCAGGAUUGACAUAUUGGAGUCCAAAUAUCAAUAUCUACAGAGACCCAAGAUGGGGAAGAGGUCAAGAAACUCCCGGCGAAGAUCCGCUGCUAUCGAGUCGAUACGGAUCAGCUUAUGUCAGAGGUUUGCAGGAGACUGGGGAUAGCGAUCCUGACAGACUGAAAGUUGCAGCUUGCUGUAAGCAUUACACAGCUUAUGAUGUGGAUAACUGGAAAGGUGUUGAUAGAUACACUUUUGAUGCUAAGGUUACUAAACAAGAUAUGGAUGAUACUUACCAGCCUCCAUUCAAGAGCUGUGUUAUUGAUGGGAAUGUCGCGAGUGUUAUGUGCUCGUACAACAAAGUUAACGGAAAGCCAACUUGUGCAGAUGCUGAUCUCUUGGCUGGGGUCAUUAGAGGGGAAUGGAAACUUAAUGGGUACAUAGUAUCAGAUUGUGAUUCAGUUGAUGUCCUAUACAAGAACCAACACUACACCAAAACCCCUGAAGAAGCCGCAGCUGUAUCUAUAGCAGCAGGAUUAGAUCUCGAUUGUGGGACUUUCCUUGGCCAACAUACCGAAGCAGCAGUUAAAGGCGGUCUCCUAAAUGAGUCGGCCAUUGACAAUGCGGUCUCUAACAAUUUUGCAACACUCUUUCGGCUUGGAUUUUUUGAUGGAAAUCCUAGUGAACAAAAGUAUGGAAAACUCGGUCCUAAGGAUGUUUGCACGCAAGCGAACCAAGAACUGGCUCGUGAAACAGCAAGACAAGGGAUUGUGCUGUUGAAGAACAAGCCAGCAUCAUUACCCUUGUCAGCAACUGGUAUUAAGUCGUUGGCGGUGAUCGGACCCAAUGCCAAGGCCACUAAAACUAUGAUAGGCAACUAUGAAGGUACUCCAUGCAAGUACACAACUCCUUUGGACGGCCUGACAGCUUUGGUUCCAACUGUAUAUUCAGCUGGCUGUUCUGACACAGCAUGUGGAACUGCACAAUUAGAUGAGGCAAAGAAAAUUGCAGCACAAGCAGAUGCCACUGUUUUGAUAGUUGGAACCGAUCAAUCUAUUGAGACUGAGAGCCGGGAUAGGCUUGAUAUUUACCUUCCGGGUCAGCAACCACAUCUUGUGUCAGAGAUUGCAAAAGUAUCUAAAGGACCUGUAAUUCUAGUUAUCAUGUCUGGAGGUUCCAUGGAUAUAACAUUCGCCAAAGAUGACCCUAAAAUUUCAAGCAUCCUAUGGGUUGGGUUCCCUGGCGAAGCCGGUGGUGCUGCAAUAGCAGAUGUUAUUUUUGGCUCCUACAAUCCAAGCGGGAGACUACCCAUGACAUGGUAUCCACAAGCAUUUGCAGAUAAGGUCCCAAUGACAAACAUGAAUAUGAGACCAGACCCAGCAACCGGUUAUCCUGGUCGUAGCUACAGGUUUUACACCGGUGACACUGUCUACGCAUUUGGUGAUGGUCUAAGCUACACAACAUUCCAUCACCGGCUAGUGAGAGCACCUAAACUAGUCUCAAUUCCAUUAGAAGAAAAACACAUGUGCCAUUCAGAGGAAUGCAAGUCCAUUGAUGUAGUCUCUGAAAACAUUUGCCAGAACUUGGUUUUUGACAUUCAUUUGAGGGUUAAAAACAGGGGACGAACGAGCGGAAGUCAUACGGUGCUCGUGUUCUCUACUCCUCCAGCAGUGCAUAAUUCUCCUAAGAAAAAUUUGUUAGGAUUUGAGAAAGUAUUCUUAGAGAGCCAAAUGAUGCAGAUAGUGAAAUUCAAGAUUGAUGUUUGCAAAGAUUUAAGUGUAGUUGAUGAAAAUGGAAACAAGAAAGUGGGCUUGGGUGAACAUGUUGUUCAUAUUGGUGAUUUGAAGCAUACUCUAAAUGUGGGUACUAUUUGAUGAAUAAUAGGUGGGGAAGAUUUGUCUCUCCAAUUUCUAAUUGGAGAUUAAUUCUUAAAAUGCAAUUGACAAAUGUAAUUUCUGAGAGGUUGUAACAAUUUUCUCAAUUUGUUUUAAUGGUAAAACGGAAAGAAUUUGAUCCAA